CAGCGGGCGCUUCCAGCAGAGAGGUAAUUACAAACCAAAGCGGUGCGGACCUGUGGAAGGUGGUGAUGAGUUUUAUUACAAGAAAAUUCAGGUUUAUCGUGGAAUAACGAUCAACUGCGGGAAAAUAUUCUGUUCUGGGAUAAAACAUAUUGUGUUAAAAUAAGUUCAGGCCGCACAUGAGAACAGAAACGGCUGUGAAAAAUGGCGUUUAAGUGGUUGAACCUGGAGGAGCAGCAGUCCUAACUUCACUCGGGAGGCGACCUAGUGUUGCGACUCUACAAAAUAUGCUGGAAAUGGCUUCUCAUGACACUCAUCAUCACUUCAAUACGAAGGAUGUCGGUAAAUCAGAAGCUCCUAUGGAAAUUUUUAGAGUAGUUCAAGCAGGAAGAAGUUUUAAAAAAAGAAACGACCUCCAUCAGAGAGGCGAGUGGUCAGAAAUGGACAACCAGCACUUUGAACAGAAUGGAGUCCAAGAAGACUUUCCGUCAAGCCUUCAGAACGGAGACUCUGCAGAUUUGAUCAGAGCGAACCCUUUUUAUUACAAGGACUCGACCAGCAGCACUAAUGGAACAGAGGCUUCAGUACAAGCAGACAGUUUCAUCUCUGUACCCACUACGAAAUUCCUAAGCUCACCUCAGGAAUUUGGUUAUAAAAUUAACGCCACGGAAAACAAAGAUCUUACCGUGCCUCAGCGGUACGACCCUAAAGACGAGCUCUUCAGUCCGUCCUCUCUGAGGCUCAACGCCACCGCCAAUGGGGAUUUUCAUCAUUUGGUCCAAACACAAGAGUUCCCUAAACGCAGACAGAGAAAUGGCUCAGACAUUGUCACGGAUGAUGUGGAUACUUUGUUUGGCUCAUCUAACAAAGCCGCGGCACCAAACCUAUUUUAUAAAACUUUGGCCUCAGAAGCAGAUUUGUUUUCAAGGAGCAGUGAAGAACUCUUCCAUGCAAACGACACCCAAGACAAUACCCCCAGCACCGACUAUGACAAUUCUUUUAAGGGAGGAUUUGACGUGUUUUCAUCGCCUACGAAUCCUGUGGAUCCAUUCCCAAGUCUGCUACCGAGGAAUUUAUUCAAUGUCCCCAGUUUGGAUGAUCCUUUUGGCCCAACUCCCUCCAAGACAAUGUCCUCUACACCUUUAACCAAUCACCCAUCUGAGUUGAAGUUAGACACACCGGUCUCAACAGGUUUAGCAAAGUUAACUCCACCAAAAGUUCCUCCAGUUGUUCCACGAAAGCCUUCAAGAAGACCAAAAGAUCUUUUGACGACGCCUCAGGGAAACAAAGAGGAAUUUCUUGAGCCGACCUCCUUCAGCCAGGCCAGCAGCCUGUCCUCCUCGCCCAGCAUUUCUCCAGCUGAUUUGACUCACGUGCAAACUUUCAAACGGCCACCAAGACCCCUUCCUCGAACUCGACGCCCCAAAGCAGUGAAGCCACCAGCACCAGAGAGGCCUCCACCCACAGCAUACCCUACUAAACUGGAACCAGAAGUACCUGAAGCACAUACUGCUGAGCCAGAACCACGAAAACCUCCUCCUAAACCAGUCCUUCCUCACAAACCAAAGAAAAUGGAGAGCAAACCAUUGGAAACUGAGAACUUUGCUGUGUUUGAGGACGUCUUCCUUAUUGGACAGGAACGCUGUGUGGAGGAUUGGCCUGAGGACAGUCCUGAGCUGGAUCCAGACUUUAAGCCAUCUGGAACAUUUAAACUACGAAGAGAGUCGAAGGCCAAGAUGGAGUCAGACGGAGGAAGCAGUGAAGACCCUGACGGAACCUUUGGUCACGUUAAGAAAAAGGACAGGAAACUGCGAAUGUCGCUGCUGUCCAGAAGAAGCUCAAAGGACAAGUAUUCAGAUGAUGCCAUGGGGGAAAAGAGAAACACGCUGCCCAGUCGACGAAAAACCCCCAAGGACUUUGGUUCCAAUGACCAUAUCUCUACCGGAGAUGAAGAAGAUCCUUAUAGUUUGGACUAUAAAAAAAAAUCUACAAAGACCAAAGUCAAUCACGUGUUUCGGAGAGCCUCCAUUGGUUCCUCUACGUACGACGACAAGCACAAGAACGAGGAUUCACUGCAACAUCCAAAGGACGGUGACCAUAAGAAAAGCAGCAAGAGGAAAAACACCAUUGUGCGUCGACAGUCGGCGGACUCAGUGUUGGACGAAGACGAUGGGGAGAAAGGUGGCCAUCGGCAGAGGAGGAAUAGCAAGGUGAAAGUCAAGUUUGUGCCACAAAGAGGAUUUGCCAUAUCAUUAGAGAAGGAACCAAAAGGAGCUCAUGGUUAUACGUCUCGCAAGGGCUCAAAGGACAAAUCUGUCGAAGAUUCUGGAGCGCAUGGCUACACACCUCGUGACAAGCUCCAGGAUGAUGAUUUUGAAGAUCUUGCGGAGAUGGAAGCCCUCAGUCUUCACUCAACCAAUGCUGCCAUCAUGCAUGACAAACAGCAGAAGUCUCAUCGUUACUCGCCAAGUCUGCAGGGGGAUGACGAUGUUGAACUGAGCAAAGAACGCAAACAUAAAAAGUCCAAACAUAAGAUUCAUCUGCCACACAAAUCUAAGGCAUCUUACGCCCUGAAUGAGAAGGGCUCCACUGAUGAUGAAAUAACAGAAAAAGACAGGAAGUCUCACGAAGAGGAGGAGGAUGAAGAUCCAGAUGAGAUUGAAACCCUCAAACUGAAAAAGCCAUCUAAGUUUAAAGUUCCCAAAAAACACAAUCACAAGAACAAAAAGGCCAAGAACCAACCAGGAGCCCCAUCUGAUGAGCACCUCUCUGAGGCUGCCAAGGCGGCAUGGCAGGCUGCUCAGAUGGACGAACAGGCUGCAGCCGGUGAAGAGGAGGGUGAGGAGGAAGACGGGGACACGGACAGUUUAUUGGAGUGGUGGUACACAGUAGAAAAAUGGGACGAACUGCCGUCGGAUGAAGAGGAUGCAGCCGUCAAAGAGGAUGAGUCAAAGUCAUUCGCCAUCUUGGCAGAGAAGGUCGAACGCGGCCUGCGUCUCUUCAACAAGGUGUUCACCGAGCAAGCCGAGGUCCUGUGGGAGUCCAUCAUCUCGCUCCACGCUCUCGCCGACGACAUCAACGAGUUCCAUCACAAAGCCAAGAUCGCCGGGAUCAGCGGGGGCACCACCACCGCGGUGGGCACUGUGGCGGCCAUCACCGGCCUGGCCUUGGCUCCCUUGACCUUCGGAGCGUCCCUAGUUAUCACGGCCGUGGGCGUGGGGGUGGCAACGGCCGGGGGGAUCACCUCCGCCUCUGCAGCCAUCUCUGACAAUGUCCACAACAAGAACGACCGCAAAAAGAUCGAGGGUGUGCUGCAGGAGUACGAAGAGCGAAUGCUGGAGAUCUCGAACAUCCUCCACUUCAUCAAUCAGGGCUUGCGCAGGCUGCGCGGCCACCCUUUCCUCAGGUCCGGCACACAGCACUAUUCCCAGGACUGGGAAAUCCGCAAGGCAGUCCAGAUGAUCAGCAUUGUGGAUUCGCCUGUGAUGCGAGCGACAGAGAUAACCGACGACGCCGUGGGCUCCCUGCAAGGACUCUUCAAAGGUAUGGACACGUACUUCGUAAACGAAACCAGAGAGCUGAAGAAAGGCUGCAAGAAGGAGAUUGUGGCCGUGAUAAGACAAGUGGCAAACGUUCUGAACGACUGCAUCAUGGAGCUGAACGCCAUCAGAGAGAACGUGCAGGAAGCUACUGGACAGAUGUGAACGAUCCUGCUGCGCAUGGCUCACCACUGACAUCUCCUGGCUGAAACUGAGAACUGCUCCUUCAUAUUGCAUCAUUCUUGGAAAAUAUUCCACCCGUGUGAAACUCCUGAAGAUAUUUUUGGCAUUGUGGCUGAGAAAUUACUUUUUUUUUCCAGCUUUUUAAACUGCAUAUGAAUUUUGUACUUGAAAAGUAAAACACAGAACAGUUUCUGUAUUCAUUCACCCUUUUGUUCAGCUUGAGCAGCAUUUGUCCUAUGUAAACGUGAAGGUAGGUUCACUUUGUUAGAAUUUAGUCAGUUUGGAAAUAGUUUAUCAAAGACUUUGACAAAGUCUAUAACCCUCUUCAUUAUAUUGACAUGUUAUGAAGAGAUAAGGUUAAAAAAUGUUAACAGUUAAUCUAGUGAACCAAAGUGAUGAUUGUCAGAUUUUGGCAGAAUGUUCUGCAGGUUAAAGACCCUUCUACUGUAAAUUAGACUUUUAAUCUUUUACGUUGUAAAAAAGAAUCUUGCUUUCAUAAUCAGGUGUCUAUAGAUACAUUUGUCGUUAUAACUUAAAUCAGUUUGUUCAAAAUAUAGCUUAUGUUUUUCAACGAGGGAGUUAGUUUGGUUUAUUCAGAAACUCGAACACAUUUUAAUGCUUUUUAUUUUUCCUAAAAGAGAUGUCUUGAAUGAAUGCAAAGCACGUUGCAUGACAAACUGACGUUUUUCUGCUUGAUUAUAGGUGCAUUGUCAUUUUUAUCCUCCAUAUUGAAUCAUAUAGCUGCUAUUUUACCUCUAUCCACAUUUAAUUAUAGGCAUUCUUAACAUUAUGACUUAUCCAGCUUUGAUAUGUCACUGUCUUUGCAAUGCUGGGGGAUUUGUUCAUUUAUUUGCAUUUUGACAUGAAAUGAAUGUAACUGUAUAGGUUUUACAUUGUUCUAUUUUACUAUAUUCAACAUGUAUUGGUGAGCCCAAGAAUAAAAUGUAAAAAUGACCUAUCGACACAUUUUCACCUGGAGGCAAAGUAUAUGUUCUAAAAAAGUAUGUAGCUUAGACAGAGGCUAACAAAGGAAGUUACCAAGUGUUGCUUGUUGCCAUUUUGUCCUGCUAACUCCUAAAGGUAGCAUGAGAAAUGGACCGGCUGUAUUUUGGUAUUAAUAAAUGGAAUUCAUGAAUUCAA
Messenger RNA from Gambusia affinis (western mosquitofish), 4859 nucleotides. RefSeq lists its product as uncharacterized. NCBI's taxonomy places the organism in Eukaryota, Metazoa, Chordata, Actinopteri, Cyprinodontiformes, Poeciliidae. Gene Ontology annotation, molecular function: lipid binding. Bases 285 to 3701 code for a protein of 1138 amino acids. Gene Ontology annotation, cellular component: extracellular region; membrane. The transcript has 34 exons. Gene Ontology annotation, biological process: lipoprotein metabolic process; lipid transport. The record is from RefSeq and is a predicted model, not a curated record.